Messenger RNA from Salvia splendens (bonfire salvia), 2185 nucleotides. Its product is annotated as protein phosphatase 2C 16. The transcript has 5 exons. Lineage: Eukaryota; Viridiplantae; Streptophyta; Magnoliopsida; Lamiales; Lamiaceae. The record is from RefSeq and is a predicted model, not a curated record. Gene Ontology annotation, biological process: protein dephosphorylation. Gene Ontology annotation, molecular function: cation binding; protein serine/threonine phosphatase activity. The coding region runs from base 339 to 1952 and encodes 537 amino acids.
GUCCAUUGUAGCAGUUCUUCAAUUCCUAAAAGCUUUUCCACACACAUCUCUUUCUCUCUCCACCCCUCUCUCUCCUCUCAAUCCCUCAAGCUUGAAGCUUAAAGGAUGUGAACACAUAAAAAAAUUAAAUCUGCAUUAUUGCUGAGCUAACCCUUGAGUCGUUUCUAGUCUUGGCAUGUUUGUGAUGCUUCACAUCGAUUCUUGUUCUUUGUGAGGUGGGAUAUCAGCUUGUUAGCUCGCGAAUUGUUACUUUUCAACCUCGUGAUCUGGCUAAUGCAUGUCUCCGAAAGUCCUCAAGGUUCGAUUAGAAGCUUGUGUAGCCUCAAGAGAGCUAAUUGAUGGACGAGAUGUGUCCAACAAUUGCAGUUACAGUUAGCUUAGGUAACCCCGUGUGCGAAAGUCACAAGGAGACUGCACGGCUCAAGCUAGAGACAGAGGCAGCAAUGAUGCUGGAUGAUAUUUCUCGUUCUAGUUCGGAUAACACGGAAAGCAGCAAUGUUCCAGUAGUGCCCCGGGGAAGUGAGGCGAAACGUGAUCUGUCACAGACGAUGGCUGAAAAUUAUCAGUUCAGUAGUGAUGUUCAGGAAAGUGAAGAAGACGAGGUUCUUUCAAUCGGGGAAGGCCCUGACUUGAGUAGUGUGGAGUUGGUCCCCUUAGAUUCUUGCUCGGAUUUAACCGUGCCUUUAGAUACCACACCGGAGUCCAGCUUACCCAUUGCUGUCGAGAUCGAGGGCGUUGAUAACGGCCAGAUAGUUGCAAAAGUCAUCAGUGUGGAAGAUAGAAACACUAAGCGGAGGUUAUCUCACGAUAACCUCACAGUAGCUACUACACAAGAUGAAGAAUGCUCGAGCGGGCCUACUAUAAAGGCUUCAGUAGUUUCUCUCAAGUUAUCCAGUGAAAAAAAUCCUAGCAAAGGAGGGGUUAAGAGUGUCUACGAGUUGGAUUGUCUGCCUCUUUGGGGUUCGGUUUCCAUCAUUGGACAUAGGCCGGAGAUGGAAGAUGCUGUUGUAGCUGUUCCUCAUUUCAUGAAAAUUCCCAUCAAGAUGUUCAUCGGUGACUAUAAGAUAGGCGGGAUAAGUCAAACUCUGACUCACCUCACCUCACACUUUUUUGGGGUAUACGAUGGUCAUGGUGGAUCUCAGGUUGCAAAUUACUGUCGUGAGCGUCUCCAUUUAGCUUUAAGAGACGAGAUAAUAAAUGUCAAAGAUAAUCUGGUUAACGGGAGCAGCCAAGCCUCCCAAGAUGCUCGACAAGUGCAAUGGGAGAAGGUAUUCAAUAGUUGCUUUAAAGAGGUCGAUGACGAGGUCAGUGGAAAGGUUAGCCGAGUCAUACCCGUAGAAGAUGCAAUUGUGUCUAAUUGCGCCUCUGAACCCGUUGCCCCUGAAACUGUUGGAUCCACAGCGGUUGUUGCAGUUGUUUGUUCAUCCCAUAUUAUAGUUGCUAACUGUGGAGAUUCGAGGGCUGUCCUUUACCGUGGUAAAGAGCCAAUCGCACUCUCGGUUGAUCAUAAACCAAAUAGGGAGGAUGAAUAUGCUAGAAUCGAGGCGUCUGGUGGCAAGGUAAUACAAUGGAACGGACACCGUGUUUUUGGCGUUCUCGCGAUGUCACGGUCUAUUGGUGACCGAUACUUGAAGCCAUGGAUCAUACCGGAGCCCGAGGUCAUGUUCGUCCCUCGUGCCAGGGAAGACGAGUGCCUCGUCCUAGCCAGCGACGGCCUAUGGGAUGUGAUGACGAACGAGGAAGUAUGCGACCUAGCACGGAAGCGGAUCUUAAUCUGGCACAAGAAGAACGGGACGAACCCCUCAGCAGACCGGGGCCAAGGAGUCGACCCUGCAGCACAAGCAGCAGCAGAGUACCUCUCGAACGUGGCCAUGCACCGGGGGAGCAAGGACAACAUAUCGAUAGUCGUCGUCGACCUCAAAGCCCAAAGGAAGUUCAAGAGCAAGUCUUGAUCAAGCCAUGGUUGGUACUUAUGAUAUUAGGCUCAUUAUAUACAACACAAUAUAUAUUACUAUCUCAUUAUUACAUAACUUGUCCAUUUAUUUUUCAUAUGGGCUUGAGUUGUUUAUGAGAAUAUAGUGUAUCAGUUUGUAACAUAGAUGCAAUAUGAGAAAAAUGAGCUUUGUAUGAAUUUUUGGCUACGAUCAAAAUUCUAUGUAAAUCUUAAUAUAUAUGUCUGGCUUUA